Messenger RNA from Cucurbita maxima (winter squash), 2410 nucleotides. RefSeq names its product exocyst complex component EXO70A1-like. Gene Ontology annotation, biological process: exocytosis. Gene Ontology annotation, molecular function: phosphatidylinositol-4,5-bisphosphate binding. The record is from RefSeq and is a predicted model, not a curated record. Gene Ontology annotation, cellular component: exocyst. The transcript is spliced from 11 exons. Lineage: Eukaryota; Viridiplantae; Streptophyta; Magnoliopsida; Cucurbitales; Cucurbitaceae. Bases 165 to 2075 code for a protein of 636 amino acids.
CCUUAAUUUUUCGUCCUGCAUUUCGAAGGGAGAAAAAGGCUAAAAAGGAAACAGAAGCUAGCUGAAUUCUGUUCUUGAAUCGGCUGCUUCGUGAUCACGCAUCUGCACUUCCAUUCCGUUUUCUCUCCCCUACCAGACACACUGGGAGGAAAUUUCCAUCUCCAAUGGGGGUUCCACAGACGAUGGAAAUUCUGAGCGCGAGAGCCGCACUUGUGAGAGAGUCGCUGCAGAAGAGCCAGAAUGUCACAGAGAACAUGGUCUCCAUUCUUGGCUCCUUUGACUACCGUCUCUCCGCCCUUGAAACUGCAAUGCGGCCUACUCAGAUAAGAACUCAUUCAAUCCGGAUGGCACAUGAAAAUAUUGACAAGACAUUGAAGGCUGCGGAAAGUAUGCUGGCUCAGUUUGAUCUUACACGCAAGGCCGAGGCUAAAAUACUCAGGGGGCCACAUGAGGACUUAGAAAUGUACUUGGAAGCAAUUAGUCAGCUACGGAGCACCAAUCGCUACUUUACUAGUAACAAAAAUUUCAAAAGGAACGAAGCUAUUCUUACCCAUACAAGCAACUUGCUUGUCAAAGCCAUUUCAAAGCUGGAAGAUGAGUUCAGACAGCUUUUAACAAAUUACAGUAAGCCAGUGGAACCCGAACGUCUAUUCGACUGCCUCCCCAACUCGUUGCGUCCAUCGUCAGCAUCUAGGCAAGGUGAUAGUGGUAGCAAAAAUAGUUCUGAUCAUCACAACAAAAGCUUAGAAGCUUCCGUCUUCAUUCCCCCAACUCUUAUUCCUCCCAGGGUUCUUCCAUUGUUGCAUGAUUUGGCCCAACAAAUGAUUCUAGCUGGCCAUCAGCAGCAACUGUUUAGAAUAUACAGGGAUAUUCGUGGUGCAGUCUUAGAACAGAGUCUUAGGAAAUUAGGUGUUGAGAGGCUUAGCAAGGAUGAUGUCCAAAAAAUGCAGUGGGAGGCUCUUGAAGCUAAGAUUGGGAACUGGAUACAUUACAUGCGCAUUGCUGUUAAAUUGCUGUUUGCUGGGGAAAGGAAAAUAUGUGAUCAAAUAUUCGAAGGUGCAGAUGCUCUCCAGGACCAAUGCUUCGCAGAUGUGACUACAAGUAGCGUGUCAGUGCUACUAAGUUUUGGAGAGGCAAUUGCCAAAAGCAAGAGAUCUCCAGAAAAAUUGUUUGUUCUUUUAGACAUGUUUGAAAUAAUGCGAGAACUGCAACCUGAGAUUGAAACACUAUUUGGAAGUAAAGCAUGCAUUGAAAUGCGGGAUUCUGCAUUGAGCUUAACUAUGCGCCUUGCCGAGACAGCUCAAGAGACCUUUGUUGAUUUUGAAGAAGCCGUAGAAAGAGAUGCCACAAAAACUGCUGUUCUUGAUGGGACUGUUCAUCCCUUGACUAGUUAUGUGAUAAAUUACGUCAAGUUUUUAUUCGACUACAAAUCUACUUUGAAGCAAUUAUUCCAAGGUUUUGAAGCUAGCGAUCCAGAUGCUCAGUUAGGAGUGGUAACUAAAAGAAUUGUGCAGGCCCUUCAGACUAACCUUGAUGGGAAAUCUAAGCAAUAUAGGGAUCCUGCACUAACUCAAUUAUUUCUGAUGAACAAUAUUCACUAUAUAGUGAGAUCUGUCCGAAGAUCGGAGGCAAAGGAUUUGUUGGGUGAUGACUGGGUGCAGAUACAUCGAAGGAUUGUACAGCAGCAUGCAAAUCAAUACAAGCGGAUUUCUUGGGCAAAGAUUUUGCAGUGCCUCACUGUUCAGGCCUCAGGUAGUGGUGGUGCAUCGGCAGAUGCUGGCGGUGGACUUUCAAGAGCUAUGGUGAGAGAUAGGUUCAAGACUUUUUACAUUCAAUUUGAAGAGCUUCAUCAACGGCAAUCUCAGUGGACAGUUCCUGACAGUGAGUUGCGGGAGUCAUUGAGGUUGGCAGUUGCUGAAGUUUUAUUGCCUGCCUACCGAUCUUUCAUCAACCGUUACGGGCAGAUUGAGAAUGGAAAAGCUUCUCAAAGAUACAUCAGAUAUUCACCGGAGGAUCUUGAGCGUAUGCUAAAUGAAUUUUUUGAGGGUAAGACAUUCAGUGAACAAAAGCGCUAGUAGCUUCUCCAAAUGCUCUGUACAUGGACAAAGUUAGCGCAGGUACUUCCCCUCCCCCCCUUGUUCUUUUCUCUACAAUUUGUAUCAUUAGAUUCGUUCAUCCAUUUUUUAAUAUUUUCAACAUCUACAUGCUCGUAUGCAGUUUCUAGCAGUAUGACAAGUCCUUCCUCCUGCAGGCACCCUCAUUUUUUUUAAUGGUCUUGUUGUGUAUAUGUCAAUUUAUUCUCGCGAGCCUGCCUAGGAAAAUAUUCAAAGCUGUGUUCAUUAAUUGUAUCUCUAGAAAUUUUCAGAAUCAUAAUAAUUCAUGUCAAUGUAGAAGAAAAAUUCCCAACGCU